Molecule: messenger RNA, 1136 nt
Organism: Hippocampus comes (tiger tail seahorse)
Lineage: Eukaryota; Metazoa; Chordata; Actinopteri; Syngnathiformes; Syngnathidae
Product: corticotropin-releasing factor-binding protein-like
Exons: 7
Coding region: 44-1015 (323 amino acids)
Biological process (GO): hormone-mediated signaling pathway; negative regulation of corticotropin secretion; negative regulation of corticotropin-releasing hormone receptor activity
Molecular function (GO): corticotropin-releasing hormone binding
Source: RefSeq, a predicted model, not a curated record
UCCAAGAUUUAGUGGCAAAGAGACACGCACGCACACCACCGGCAUGUCUCCGUCUGUGCGCACAGAACUUCUGUUCCUCUUCCUUUCUCUCUCGUCCCGCACGGUGCUCAGCCGCUACAUCGAGGAGGACGAUACCUCAGACGGAUUAUAUUCUCUUCUCAACUUGGAGCAGAAGAGAGAAUCUGAAGACUUUAUUUUCAGGCGACCUCUCAGAUGUUUGGACAUGUUGGCCAUCGAGGGCCACUUCACUUUCGUGGCGUCGUCGCCCCAGCAGCUGUCCUGCGCCGCCUUCAUCAUCGGCGAGCCCAGCGAAGUCAUCGGCCUGGAGCUGUCUGACGUCAACAUCGACUGCGACGUCGGCGACUUCAUCAAGAUAUUUGACGGCUGGGUACUGAAGGGGGAGAAGUUUCCCAGUAGCCAGGACCACCCACUGCCUCUUCACCAGCGCUACACGGACAUCUGUUCGUCCACGCCGCCGAGCCACGCCAGUCGCUCAUCCCAGAACGUCGCCAUGGUUUUUUUCCGCAUCCACAACCCCGACAGCGGCUUCACCCUCGUGGUGAAGAAGCUGCCCAACCCUUUUCCAUGCAACAUCAUGUCUCAGAGCCCAGAGGGCAGCUUCACCAUGGUGAUGCCUCAUCAGCACAGGAACUGCAGCUUCUCCAUCAUCUACCCGGUGGAGAUCCAACUGGCACAGCUCAGCCUGGAGCAGGCCAAAAGCAACGAGCUCAGGCCCAAGGCGAGGCUGUCAUCUGGAUGUUCGGGUUCCGGUGACUAUGUGGAGCUCCUGGGUGGAAACGGCGUAGACACGUCACGCAUGUUCCCUGUUGCUGAUCUGUGUUUUCCUCUCAGUGGACUCGCCCAGAUGAAGAUCAGUUGUGAUAACUCGGUGGUGAGGCUGGUGUCCAGCGGCAACUACAUCAACCGUGUGUCUUUCCGCUACCGACUACUCGAACGCCACCAGCUGCCCGAAGCUCAAGAGAACAGCCUGGACAACAUGUGCAAUGUGGAGUGAAACUGCACAAUUCACGAAAAAUCUGUUAAUAUGUUUGUUUACAGGAUGUAAAAGUUUUUUUUUUUUUCGGUCUGUAUUUAACCCUUUCAGGGACAGCGGUUACUACAGUGGACAGUUUAUC